AUGAGUGGCAAAGAAAAGACAGGAGUAGUUCACCGACCUAAUCGUGGAAGAAGUGCACCUGAUAGCAAAAGUAAAACAGACUCUGGGUGUUUCCUGGAUGAUGAGAUUGAAAGAAAUGGCAGUAGUGACAGCUCGCAUGGGUCCAUAAGCUCCUCACCAGUGAAGGAAAAAGCUUCAAAAAAGUGUAAAGCAGCAAAUAAAGAAAGUCAAGCAGAUACUGGUACUACAUUGGUGGCAUCUUCUGCGUCAACUGCUACUGAAGAAAAUUGUGCAAAUAGUCAUGUUGCUGGCAAGGAAAAUGCCAUGAAUGGAGAGGUAAUCACAAAUGGGGAAAAUGGAACUGUAGUUACAGAUAGUGUGGAUGGAGUUUCUGAUGUUCUUGAGAAAACCAGACGAGCCAGUGAUUUUUACUGCCUUUACUAUGGUGAGUCUCCAGAGGGUACAUUGACAACAAACGAUGCCAUUAAAUUGAGAGGGAAACCACCUGUUCCUCCCAAGCCUAAGAUAAGACGUGGCAGUGCCCCCCCUUCAAGUUUUAAUCACAUUGAUAGAGUUCUUACCGAAAAUAAAGACGUCACCAAGCGUUUCUCCUAUAAUGAAAGCCAAAGUGAGUACAAAGCUGUCAAUGGAGAGCAUGAGGAGAGCCAGGAAUGUGCAAAGAGAAACUCUGUUGAAACACGUGUUCUCUUUUUUGAAGCAUUUGCUAAAGAUGGAGCAAUUGAAAACACAGUUUCUAAAAAUGUACAGACUACAAAUGUCAAAGACUCACCUUAUGCUCUUGGAAGCAAAGAUUUCACGUCAGAAAGUUGCAGUGAUUCACACCUAGUUCUUAAUUGUCAAGACCAAGCUGAAAAUAUUGCCCCGUUAGCAGACAGUGAGACAUUUUCCUUGGAAAGUGACAAUGAUGAUUGUGAAUCUUUUAAUGUACAUCAGGGAGCUGUACAUUCACCACAGCAGUUUGUGCCUCUAGUUGAAGAAGAAGAAUUUGCUAUUGAUGGGAGCAGUUUUUUCCAGUCUUCGGUGAAUUCUUCUUUUGUCCAUGAAAAAUUCCAUGACAAUAGCAUUGAGAAUGAAAAAACAAGGCUUGAAUGUGUCAGUGAAGAUGAAAAAGUUGACAUUCAAGGACAGUUUGUACCUGAUGUAGAUCAUAAUGGUGACAAUGUUGCUGUUCAUGAAAUUGACCAUUCCUUCUCAACAACAGCAGCCUCAAUACCUGAACAGAAUGUUAUGGAAAGUUUAAAAUUUCCAGCAAGGGGAAGUGAUCUUUUAAGAACCACAGUAUCUGGCAAUGAUAUUCAAUUCAGUGACAAUAUUUGGUCCUUGCAUGAUUUUGUGCAGAUUGAACAACUGGGAACAGGCCCAGGUGGAAAGCUACAAAAUCCACGUGUGAAUGAACUCAAACAUGAAUUGUUGAUUCGUUCAAGGUCUUGUGACCAGAAGAAAGCGCAAAGACGCCCAGGGUCAAUUGCUGGUUUCCCAAACUGGAAAGAAGGUGAUACUACUUCUGAGUUGAAAAGGAGAUCGUGGUCAUUUAGUGAGCCAAGUCCUGUUGAUGUUGACUCUCCUUUUGUGCGCAAAAUUUACCAAGUUCCUGCACCCAAACUGAUAAGGUCAUCAUGGUGUUCAGAGAGUGGUCUUUCCUCCCCUUUUGUUGGCACUGUUCGGCAACCAUUGCAGAGCCCUUCAACUGGAAAAAAAGUUUCCCACAGAAAAUUUGGGGAGGCUGAUCGCCGCACAGUAAGUGCGUCAAACCUGGAGUAUUCAGGUUACACCUCUGAUGACAGCAGUGUUCAUUCUGAACCUUUAUUUCAGCCAUUGAGGCAUCAACCACAUGGUCUUCGUAAUGGCCACAUUCCCAAAAGUAUGUCACUUGAUUCCAGCAUUUGUCUCACAGACAAUGAAAGCUCCUCUUUGCCUAAGAUACAACGAAGAAGAGCAAGACAUUCCUUAGGGAGUCGUGAUCCUAUUAAUGCGCUGAAGAGACAAUCUAUUGAGUUUGCCACUGAUGAACAGCCACCUUUAUUUCGACCUGUUAGUCCUGCUCAGGUGUCACACCCAGAGACCCUGCGACGGGCUUCAUCUUACACAAGCUCUUCAAGUGAUUCAGAAGUUGAGAAAAUCUUCAAGCUGCCAAACUUCCCGACACAGGGUUACCAACAUCACACUAAUGGUACUAUUCAUGAUGGCUUGGUCAAAGCAGUGACUCGACGUAAAGUCAGUGCAAUGGAGGCUCUGUUUGGCCCUCAGUCUUCACGAAAUGGACAUAGCUCAGAUUCUGAGGUGUCUAGAAGAAAAACUCUUUCCGAGAGGUUUUCUGAAGUUUCACAAGCACCAAUAUCAGAAGGGGCAUUUAUCUCUGAGCAAUUUCAGAAUGAAGAACUUGAAGGAAUAGUUUGUGAAAAUGAACCAAAGGAUGGUGGAGAACCAGGACUUGAGUUUGAUGAUACGGAUUACAGUGAGUUUUAUACUCGAUGCGAAGACAAAGACAGCUUAAUUUCAGCUGAAGCACUGAGCAUAAAAAAGCUCUUACAGUCUCCACAGACAGUGUCACCUGAUCCUGAAAUUGAAUCUGUGGUGAUGUCUAUUACUGAGAGGAAGUCAUCAAAGUCAACUUUAGAGGACAAGGAGCCUCAUGAGAUUCAGACUGGAUUAUUUAAAAAUAACACAGCUUGUGUUGAUGAAACCAUUCCUGAGCAUGAAACAGCUGAACAAUUCUUCAGAAGACAUAGGGGUACUCAAACACCACCUCCAGCUGUGUUCAAAGCUUUGAAUCCACCACCUUCAGUUGCAACACAAACUUCUCUGGUGAACUUUCAACAAGAGCUACCUUCCUUGCUGUUACAAGAACUAGAGUUGCAGAUCAAGACACCAACAAUAAAGAGAGCAUCUCCCACACUAUCAGCAUCACAGGAACAGAAUUUGUCAUUGCUGGACCAAUUCCAGCCAGUUGCAUCAUCUUCUGCUUAUGUCAAUGACACAGACAUGCUAGCCCCUCCUCAGGAGAGUGAUAAGGCUGUGUCUGUGGAAGAGCUUCUACAGAUCCUAGCUGGUAUGCAAGUGGGUACCUCAAAGGAGACAGUACCUCGCAGACCUGUUUCUGUACAGAGGUAUAGCUGCCCAUCUCCUCAAAAUGACAAUAAAUUUGAAAGACUCAACAAAGCUCCAAAGAGUCUACCAAGCAGCUGGCAGCAUUUAAGUCGGCCCGCUGGCAAAAAGAAUGACAAUGAUGGCUUCAAAAAGCCUAGUCAUGUUCCACCGAGGUCUUCUAAGAGCUAUGACUGCUUGAGGCGUGGCCAUUCUGCUAGAGAGAGGCGUACCAAUGUGAUAGAAGCAAAGACUCUGAGGCGUUCUGAAAGCAGUGAAAAUAUCCAUAAAAGCCUCAGAGAAUGGAGACUAAGAGCACAGGUUUUUGAAGAGGAGGUGGAGUGUCAGGAUAAUAGGGAAGAUAAACUCAAGAAACUGAAAUGCAAGGAAGAAAAAGUUUUGAGAGUUUCUUUUGAGGGUAGUGAAUCAACAGAUAGCAUAGAAACACAAAGCAAGUUGACUAACACUCACAGCCUGAAAAGGCCUCGGAAGGACAGAGCUUUUUCACAUAAGGAUAAAAAUCAAGCUGAUAAUGAAGGCUUUGAUGCAAAACAAAGUCUUUCAGCUCCAGAUACAAAGCAGGACACGGCCACUGCUAAGGAGACUGAAUGCGGGGACAAUGAUUUAGAAGAAUCAGCUAGUAGCCAUGGAGAAAACUCAGGAAUUUUAGAAUUAACUACACCAGCUGAGGGCUUCCAGAAUAAAACUCAAGCAACACUGUGCCAUGAAGUAGCUAGUCCUGAAGGUAUUGACGUGUUCAUUGACUACAGAAAAAAGCAUGGAAUGCACAUUACAAGUACACCAAAACCUCUGCCAAACCGUGUACAAAAAGAGGAGGGGGUUGGUAAAAUAAUUUUCGAUGAACUUGAUGAUGCACAACCAGAAAAACCAGUGAUCACCUCCACAAAGGAGGACAAGCAUGCCAUUAGUGAUGUGGAAUCUCAAGGAGAUGCUUCAUCAUCAUCAUAUUCAUCAGAUGAUGAUCGCUUUGGAGAAUUUGGUGGCAGCACAGAAACAGUGGUCUUUGUAGACACAGAACCUUGCCCAGAGAUAUCAUUGGUGGGAACUGACCUAGAGACUCUUGAUCUAAAUCUUGGUGGUCCAAAUGACAAACUUUUAUCUGUGAGUGAUAAUGAUGACAAGAAGGAUGAGACUCACCUAGAUGCUCUCCUAGGAGAAGUGCGUAGAUCUCUGAAUUUGGAAUUUGUGGACUCUGAUAUCCUGGAUAAAGCAAUUGACAGGUUUAAGAAGCGUGUUUCCCCAAGCUCCCAAAACAAGGUAAGGGUAACAAGACUUUAUAUUUUCUGUAUCUGUGUACAUGUAUCUAUUUGUUUAUUUAUUAUUUUUCAAUUUUUUUCUUACAUUGUGUAAUAUCAGGUUAUCCAUGCAUACCUGAGAACCAGUAAUCAAAGCUACCCAGAUUUAUUUUAUGUUAAAUAAUUGUGAUUUAGUGGUCUAGCUUAGCAAUUAAACUGUGUUCAAGUAUCCUUAAUCAGGAAAUGUGCAAGCAUUAUUUAAGUGUUUUCAUGGCAACCAAAUCUGUAGGAGAGCGGCUUGGGAUGGGACCACAUUUCCCACCAAAGUUUUACAGCUGUAUGGCAUUUCUGAGUUUAAGGCUGCAUUUGAGACCUUGAGUUGUGCAUCACCGCGUGUAGUAUGUUUCAGAAGAAGUAUGUAUUUGUACCUAUGAGUGAAAGUUUUGCCAAGUUAGGUUUUAUUUUCAAAUGAAUCAUUUUGUUGAAGGUUCUAAGGAUGUGGUAACUUUACUUAAAUAAGGCUUUAUUUAUUUUUAGAGAUCAGGUUUUAAACUAGGGUCUGAUAGAGAUUCUUGCAGCUUUUUGUAAGGCUGGUUUGAUUUCUCAGUAGAAAAAAAAAACACUUUGUUGUCUUUGAAAAUAGAUACACCCUCAGGAUGUCUAUUGUCCUUCAGUGUAUGUUAAAUAUUCCCGCAUUUCAUGAUUAAAUCACAAUAGAUGGCAGAUUUACAUUGGGAAAAUUAGUUUAACCCUUUCACUCUUAAGAUCUUAUUAGUAAUUCUCCCAACUUUCUGCAAUACAAUUGUUGUGAUUUUAGUUUGGAGAAUUUGGCAUUGAAAUCAACUCAACUAAUAAUCCCAGAAUUGAUGUUUUUCUCUAUUCUUACCACUUGUCUGCUUGAUACUGUAUUGAUAUUCAAGGGAGAAAUUCUGUUUUGGUCACUUGAUCUGCCUCUAGUCUAAAUAGAUGUGUUUAUUAACCUUAAAAUCCUUGAUGGUUUGUGCUUAUUUUUCUGUCCUUAAAAUAUCCAUUUUAAUUUGAUAGUUUAUCUUGGAUUUGAUAAGCAGAUUUAUUUUUACAGUCACGCAAAACAAGCCACUUAGCGUAUUAAUAACUAAACACAUUAGUUACCUCUGUGAUGCAUUUUUGACUAGUAAUUUCAAUGUAUUUAAGGCUAAGUCUAAAUUGUGCUUCUUGUUUAAUUGCAAUAUCUGUAAAGUUUCAUUUUCUAAAAGCUACCAGAUUGUUGCAAUAUGAUCUUGUGUUUCCAAGUUUUCAUUAAGGUAUAUUAAGUACUUGUCAAUCAGGUAACAACAUCGGACCUGCAUGUCAGAAACAUCUGAAAAAUGUCAUAUUCAGGAAGCUGUCUCUAAUUCUAGUGAGAAGCUGCAGGUAAAAUAUCUGCUUAGAAACUGGACAUUUUCUGUUUGGUGUAUUCCGACCCUCAGCUUCGAAUACAUUCAGGUAUUGCUUGGAACCUGUUUUAUGUUAUUUUAAGCUCGACCUUAUCCUAUGUUUUUUAAAGAAAGUUAUCCUUUCUAUAUAAGUAUCUUGAAUUUGAACUGUUUUGUUUGUUUGUCAAACUUUUUACAUCUAAACGUUUUUCUUUUCAUUUACACUUAAACAAAUGAUUGGGAAACCAUGAGGUAUGUUCGCGUGAUUUUUUCGGAUUUCUUCAUUUCCCUUUGGGAGAUUGUUUCUGUACUAAAAACGAAUGGUUUUUCAAGCUUUAUAAACUCAGCCACCGACAGCCUCAUUUAAUUAAUUAUUCUGGUCCAUCUCAAACUUUCAGUCCCGAAUCAGGUUUUUUGUUGUUAAAGUAGGAAGUAACUGUUAGGUAUGCCUGUUGGGUAUGCCUUUCUAUAACGCUUCAGUUUAAUCUUAUAAAGAAUUGCUGACAACACAUUAAGUAGUCGUACUUACAAUUUGUAAGACAACGUUCAGAGAACUUCUGAUACGGAAUUAGGACGUACGCAAAUUUAACUUACCAGGGAAUUGAUAACCAGACAAUUUCACAGCUUGAAGUCUGGUCUGUAGUUCUAAUUGAUUCCCAGAUUUCCAUUUAUUGCUCAUGACAAUUUUGACCUUACAUGUUGAUCUCGUUUCGUUACUUAAAUGAAAUACAAGUGCUUUCUGCUUGGGAAGACCUUUGUCCAAUUACUUAAUGACUGAUGAAUUUGCGAUGUUAAAUGUCUUAAGCAAAUUGGAUUUAGUGUUUUCAUUUCGUUCUUUUAUCCAAUGGUGAAACUUUGCAGAUGAGAAUUGAAUUAAGUUUAGGUGAAUUUCAAGCAAAUUGUUGAACAGGAGAGUUUGAUGGUGCUGACAGGUCAUUUCAAAUCAGAAAAUGACAAACUUUGUUAAGUCACUUCUUUCCAAAACAAAUUUUCAACAGAUUAGAUAGCUUCAUGUGCAGUAUGGACUCAGGCUUUCUAUUUGUUUGAUUGCAUGAGUUGCCUUCUAAAAGAUAAAAGAAUUGGCAUGGGCCAGAUUUAAUCCACUCUGACCUUGUGAUUUCUGUCGGUACUGAUACUUUAUCCUUAAUUUGUAGCUAAUUAAGGGUUAAGGAGUCAGAGUGUUUGACACUGUGAGCUCUUUUCAGAGACUACCAGAGGCAAAGAAAUCUGUUGCUCAAAGAUAUCGUUCUUGCAUCUUACUGUUCGAAAUUUAUUCACUGAAAGCAGUUCUCACUUGGAGCUAAGGUAAUAUUAUGAGAUUAGAACCAGAGUCUCAGCCAAAUCGUCUUUGUAUUUACCUAUUGAUUUUAUGUCGCACACGUUUGAGUAGUUGUGCGUCUGUUAGCAGCUCUGUUGAGCUUAAGGAUGUCUUAACUUUUUUUUUUAGCUAAAUCCAAUUUUGGCUACAUUAUACUCCUCAUGUGACAAUUAAAAAAAAAUUACUUGGCGAACUGACGAUGUUUCAUUUGUGUUGAUUGAUUCUCAGAAUUCAUUAUGCAAUAUACAGUAUAUACCCAGUGCUUUCUUUGAGUGUCGGUUUUCACACAGAGAAACAGUUAUUCUUUGUUGACAACGCUUGACCUCAUGCUAGAAUAACUCAUUGACUCUAGUAGUUAUUAAAUUUUUUGAGGGUUUCUUGCACUAGUUAGUGAGGCUAUUGUGUAAGUACGGGUUUGCAUCAACUUCUCAAACUUCGUAACGUGAUCGACCCUCACUUUAUCCAGAAAGUGGUGGGUGUAAUUUUGUAUCUUAACGUAACAAUAAAUUCUCCUGACUAAUUUUCAAAUAAAUGAAAAGUAGCCAGGAGGGAGAGUUGGGGGUUUGGGAAAACGCCCGAGCAGGAAAUAUUAUUUAAAUUCAAUUUAACAAAUGGGACACCACUAAUUAGAUCGGAACACUAGAAAGAUCAAACUGCAUUCUAAAUGGAUAACUGACCAAAGCAUAAUUUCAUAAUUUUAACAAGCAGUAAGCCUUAACUUGGUCCAUAGCCAGUCUAAACUCAUGCUGGUGGAUAAUCAACACUAAUUCUUGGCAUGACCGUUGGAUCUCACCAUGCAUUCUGUAACGAAUGUUCUUGAUGAAAUUUUUAAGUCUUGAAUUAGUUUCUAAAUGUAGAUUAUGCUUGUUGGAUUGUUAAUUGUAAGCUUCACGGGUCGAAGGACCAUCACAUGCUAAAUGGCGUGUUCAUUUCUUAUCAUCUGUGUUCUUUUUGUAGGCUCUGUCUGGAGGUCUAAGCAUGGAAGCCUAUGUCGCCCUACAUCAGGCUGAUGAACUGCAAGGAAUAAUCAGCGAAAUCAAGGUUGGUCAGGACACUUGAAUGUAUUACUUGAAAUUUUGAUCAUGACCUGUACACUGUUCUGUUUUCUAAUUCGGCUGGGAAAGCGUUAUUCUGUUAAUUAAUUUUCUUUCCUUGUACUAAUUAAAAAUUCCCAUAGCGGUACUUUCUAAGAGAGAUGAGAGUUAUUAAAAUAAAUAGGCGAUAAUCUCAAACAGGUGUGCGUGUUUGAGUUGGCUGUAUGUCACAUUUUUGUAUUCAUGAAUAAGUCAAGGAAAUUUUAUUUUAUACGUGACUUGUAAAUAGUGCAGUGUCCCUCUACUGUGCUCUAGAUUUUAUUUCCGAUCCUGAUAUCACUUGUAGGUUUAUUUUGUUGUUGGUUAUCUUCCUUUUCUCGAAGGUUUUUUUCUUGCCUUUACUGGGUUUUCUUCCUCUGCAAGAACUAACAUCUCUAAAUGACAGUUUACUUAGUAUUAGCUCCGAAGACGAUCCGCUUCAUGGAUGUCCAUAGUUGAAUUUAUAUCAAUUUCAUAAUAAGCUUCUUUUAGUGAACGAAACAAAGAUUUCACUGUUCAUAACAUUUGCAUGGUACUAGCAGGAUUGCUUUGUCAGAAAAUGUUUGCAGUUCCCUGUCUCUGUAAUAUUGCAAAUAGUAAAGAGUACAUGAUCUUGCAAGUAUUUUUUGUCCUCUGUCAUUUAUUUGCAGGGAGAGCUCAAACUGCUUCAUGAUGAAAAUGAUAUGUUACGUGAACAAGUCGUUAGUUUGGCAAAUCAACAGACUUCCGGAGAAGCUACUGAGAACAGUAGCACUGAGUCAUCUGAGAGACUGGAGAACAUCUGCCGACUGUACAGACCCAGGCAAGGUAAAAUGAUCACAAAGAGCUAUAGCCGGUUUUGUAUCUUAAAAUCCGAUAGAUUAAAAAUAGGUUAAGUCACAGCUCAGAGGAUUCUAGAAAUUUUAAAGACGAGACAACCACGAUUACUUUAAGUUAUGUUCAAAAGAUGCUCUUUGGGAAACUCAAGUUACAUGGCCAUGAACUCCUGAAGUCAUUUGUGAAUAACGCUUUUUCGAUGAGCCACUGAAUUUCCAGCAUUAUGAAAUGUUCAGUAGUUUGUUAUAGUUGAUUUUCUUAUUGAGUCGGUUAACUGUGUAAUGCUUAAUCAUCUGUAACCUCUGAAACAGGAAACACACUGAAAGUAAAUAUGUUGGCACUCUAUAAGUAGAAGGAUACAAUGGCAGUAAUGUAAACUGUGUGCAUCCUCGCCCUACCUUCCAAAAAAAAACACAUUAUGAAGGGGCUCCUUACCAAUGCCUUUUUUUCUGAGGGAAGGGGGCGGCUUCACACAGGCUGAUAAAAAUUAUGAUAAAAAAUUGUGAUCAAAAUGUUUUAUCUAGUUGAUACAGAUGACGAGGAACCAGUUGAAAUAGAUGUGUGUCUCAGAGGAUUUUCUGCUGUCCCCCUUGGUCAUGUUUCCUCCAAGGUGCAUAUUUAUUGUCAGUUAUACUCAAUGAACUCACCAUGAAUUUUUUAAAAUUUUUAUUUUUCUCUUUUGCAACAAAAUAGUUCAUGGCUAGUUCUUUUUCGGUUCAGUUUCGUUUGAUAUAAUGUUCUAUUUUACAUACAAAGAAAAAGGACAUCCACUUGGGAACUGUGACAGUAAACGGAGCAGACUGGAACGGAGUGAUGGAAGCUGCGAAGAAAACCUUUGUGGUAAGUGGUACAGCUGCCAGGAACUAUUUUGCCAUGUACUAAUUAAAUUUUGUUCAGUUUGCAAUCAUAUAUAUGACGUGAGAAUCAAUUCAUACUUAUCUUCCACAGGUCAUUUUAAUUCAAUUUUUAAAUUCAGGUGACAACUGGUAUUCUCCCCAAGCCUCUUCUACCGUCGCCUCAAAGAAAUUUUUAUUUCGAUGUCUGUCGCUCCGCUAGGUUUAAUCUUUUUUCAUUUGAUAAAGAUAGAAAAAGAGUGUUGAAGCAAAAUUUUAUUUCUAGAAAAAAGGAAACAGAAAACAAGGAAAAUAAAUCGAAGUGCCAUUUUAGGGUGUCGACGUCACUGAUCACACCUCAGUGAGGUAGUGAUACAUUUGCUUGUCGAGUCACUGUAGUAACUAGUUUUUAUGCUUCGUGUAUCCAACUAGUUUAGCUAAUGUGACAAUCUAAUAUGCAAUUAUGUUGUUAGAUACGAAUAUAAGUGGUGAAAUUCUGAGUAUCUCUUUGCUUGCAGGAUCACAUGAAGAAAAUCGACCCAGAGGACUACUUGUGUCUCGGAGCCCACAGCAUCCAAGGUGUUCAAACAGGGGUUGUUGUCUGGAGUCCAGGUAUCAUAACAACUCUUUCUCUAUUGUCUAAAUUCUAAUAGCCAGUAAACAACUGUUCCUUCUGCCUCACUUUAAAGAAGCCAAAUUCCUACAGUAGUUUCCCCGAUAGUCAACAACUGAUGUCCCAGGUUUCUCUUAGUGCUACUGUGUGUUUACCUUGACGGAGUAGGAGGGCUCGAGGUCAUGACAACUUAACUUAAACCCUAUUCCUACCAAGGCUUAUACAUGUUUUGCAGCUGUUUUGUUAAAUACGGUCUAAAAUUGUUUUCUUCUUAGAAGCCGUUUAAAGUAAUGUUUGUUGACUUCUAUUUUAGCACUUUGAAAAUACUGACAAGCUAGUGACUCCUUGACUGCGAAGGAAAAUUCAGUUUGUCAGUUUUCUGUUGCUGAUUUUCAUUCCGUUAAGCCUGAUUUAACUAAACGUUUUUCGCAGGCGUGAAUGGGGUAUUAGUGAAUAAGCGUGUUUAAAUAUGAACGCCUCUGUUUAUUCCUUCUUUCUUGCUUCUUGCCUUUCGCCAUGCCACGCUCAGGGCCGUACGUCUCUUUACGGCGCCGCCCUUACGCUCGCGUAAGGUGUAAAGUUCAAUAUUUAAUAUAAGCUCUUUCGGGACGUCACAGUUCAUAUGGUGAUAGUUAAUAUCAACCAACGACAGAAAGUGUGCGUGAUUGGCCUUUUGGUCGAUUCUUUAAGGUGAUUAAGGAGAAUUAUGUGAUUUUUUUUAGGUUCUCAGCGGAGAAGGUCUCCUCGUGUAGAGUUGUCAAACAAAAGCAGUCCAUGUGUUAUCCAGCUCAAAGGCAAGUAGUUGUAUUGUUUUCUGUCUUUACCUAAUUUUACAGGUGGGUUCUUUGCCUGUGAUCCCGGUGGAAAUCCAUGUUUUUUUUGUUGUUUUUUUUCAAACUCUUAACUCUACGGAACGUUUGAUAUCAGUGAUCGGUAUGAACUGCAUACGUAAAAAGUGCUUUUCUUGCACGCUGAUUGGCUGGUUCGGAAGUGAUUAGCGAGUAAUGUUCACUUUCGAGGAGCGUAAGAGAUAAAAUUACGCGUCAAGAGUUCUAAUUUCCUACCAUUAUUUGGUGUGUAAACAGAAAUAAACUAAUUUUUUCGCGUCUGUUUGGUGUGUACGAAAGCGAAUAUUCUCGACUAUGUCCAUUUCCGCCACUAUUUACCUCCACUUCUGUGAAUUGUUGCUGGAUAUAAAAACAGAAUCUUCUUUGUUGAUAUUAAUUUCAGUCUUGAGUUGUUGCUAAUUUCUUUUUUAUUCACUGCUCUGCCUACAGAUGGAAGCCAGUUCUCUUGUGAUUCUCUUGUUUAUGACACUCUGCUUCCGAAAGAGAUCAUGGAGGUGAGAUUUAGGGAUCUGUCACUGUUGUCAUUAUAAUUCAUUUUACUCUUUAACCCCCAAGAGUGACCGGCAUCUAAUUUCUCCUCACAAGAUCACCCUGAAUAAAACAUUAGGGUCAUGAGAAUAAGGGAAAUGAUCAACAACUAAAGAAGCUCUUGAUUGAUUAACAAAUUCUCCUCUUCAGAACCUUAAGAAAUAUGUAAAGAAAGUAUGGAGAAUAUGCAUACUGGAAUGUAAGGGGCUAACUCCCAAGAUCUGAUUGGUAAUUCUCUCCGCUAGCUGAGAGGCUGGGGUUAGAUCAAGAUAACAACUUUUACUUAAUAAGUUGUAAUAUUCUCAUUACCAGUUGGCAGGAGGAUGUAUGGAUAUUAUAGGGAGAAGUUACACUUUGAUCACUUUUGAGAUUUAAGGAGUAAUCAAUAUGUCAAUAUGCAACUUCUGUUUGAUGGAAAGUUCUUUGAUUUUCACAGAAUUAUGUAGAGCAGCUACUGGAACACAGAUGUAUAGUCCUGUGUGGACAACAAGGGCUAGGAAAAUCAUACUUGGCUUCCAAAUUGGCUGAACAUGUCGUUCAAAGGCAAGUGAAUUUUCUUAAAAACCUGCAAACGCUGUUAUCUAUUGGCUUACACAAUAUUUUUUCUUUGUGUGAGGUCUCUAUCAUGUGAAGAAUAUGAAUUUGUUUUCGCCUGAAUGAAUCAUUUUAACUCGACUAGUUAACAAGCAGUGAUGAACUCGUACAUGUUGAUGCAUGGAGAGUGAUGACGGAGAAGGGGGGGGGGGUGCACGGAGGGUGAUGACGGGGGGGGGGGUUGAUUUUAUUUCCGUGAGAGUUUUUGACAAGGUUUUAUUCACCUUAUGUAGGAUUGGAUGGAAGACAUCCCCUGCGGUAGUUACCUUCAAUGUCACCCAGACAACUCGAAAGGUAAGCAGACCUGAUUUUUUUCUUUCUUUCUUUUUAUCCUCUUUCUGGAUUUCUUGGAAUUCUUGAAUUUUCUUCAUUCUCAUUCCACCAUUCUAUUUAAUUUUUUUAAAGUGAUUUAUCUAACCUAUUUUAAUGCGAGGAGAUGAUUUUACCUAUGUUACUAGCCAGUGUUCAACUUAUUACUGUGUCUUUCUAGGAAUUAAAACAAGGGCUUGCCCCUCUGAUGGAGGUCGACAUCUCGGGGUAUGUUCUGUUCCUGGUAAUCCAAAUUUAUCAAUAGUCAGUAAGCUGAGGGUCUAUGUGUAUGGUCGGCGUUACUCUGGUGAUUUCUUUAGUUGAAUAUCAAUUUAACAAAGUUAACCGCCGUGAGCUUAACGGGCGCUCCGAUUCAGUGGUCAUUUUUGAAAGUGCAGGCUACAUGGACCGUCCCAAUUUCGUUUCAGCUAACUUGCUUUUUAUGAAUUUUUGAUGUUUCUGAAGACGAUAAAGUUAGACUCCACUAUUACAAGAAAAAACUUCAUUUACUUGGAAUUUUUGCGAGAUAUUGCAGAGAUUUCCUUUUUCGACACUCGCCUUGACGGAAAACUUUAAUUGUUGUCUUUUUAACAGUUCUAAUGUGGACAAGCCAGCUGUCAUAAUACUGGAUCAGUUAAAUUGCUUGGCUUCCCUGGCUGAUACUUUUGACUUCUCACAGCUCGAGAAAAACAGCAAUUGGUAAGUAGUAUUAUGGGACAUGUAAUGCCAAAAGCCCCUUGGUCAUGGUUUGCCAUGAUCAAUCCUUUUCCCCCGCAGAGUCCGAAGAGCGAACUAAAAAAAAAGAACAAACAAAAUGAGCGAAAAAAAAAAAAGACUUGCGCCGACAAUUUGUUUGACGCCAAUUUCUAUCGAACUUUCUAUCGUUGAGACGUGUUUUGUUGUGGUGAUUUUCACUUUAUAAUUUUGUUAUCAUGAUUAUGUCGUGUUCGUUGCAGUCCUUACAUAAUUGGUGUUCGAGACAAAAGCAGAAAAGGACCUUUCUCUUCAAAAGAGCUGAGUCUGUGUCAUUACUUUAGGUGGGUGUAGCUGAGUAUGGUUGACGAAACCAUUUGGUUAGUCGGCUGCCAUUGAGGAAGACUGGCAAUUUUUUUGACAUUCUGCUAGUGUUUGUCUAUCUGUCAGUGUCUAUCAGUCUGCUAGUGUUUUUUUAUCUGUCAGUGUCUAUCAGUCUGCUAGUGUUUUUUUUAUCUGUCAGUGUCUAUCAGUCUGCUAGUGUUUUUUUUAUCUGUCAGUGUCUAUCAGUCUGCUAGUGUUUGUCUAUCUGUCAGUGUCUAUCAGUCUGCUAGUGUUUUUUUAUCUGUCAGUGUCUAUCAGUCUGCUAGUGUUUGUCUAUCUGUCAGUGUCUAUCAGUCUGCUAGUGUUUUUUUUAUCUGUCAGUGUCUAUCAGUCUGCUAUUGUUUGUCUGUCUGUCAGUGUCUAUCAGUCUGCUAGUGUUUUUUUAUCUGUCAGUGUCUAUCAGUCUGCUAGUGUUUUUCUAUCAGUCAGUGGCUGUCGUUCUCAACUGUUUCCCUGUCCAGUUUUCGUUCUUUCUAGUAAACUGACCUGUAAGUGUUUACUGCUACAUGUCAGGUGGCUACGAGUGUCGGUAAACGACAGACAGUACAGCGGUGUUCUCAGCAGAUUCUUGAGGCGUAAACUCAGUUGGAGUGAGUUGGAAACCAAGUAAGUGCCCCUACACUUAUUUUCUGGCCGAACUCUACAGUCACUUGACAAUUUGCACUGAUCCGUUAUGUUCUUUUUUCGGUCAGUGUUGAAGGUGACGAUCUGCUAGAGUUAUUUGAUUGGCUGUCCAAAGUGUGGUACCAUCUGAAUGAGAUUCUGGAAGACUUUUGUGAUUCCGACGCUACAUUAGGUAUUUUACGCCUGACUUUGUAAGAAUUUCUUAUGUAAAUAAGCAUAUUUCGUGAGUAUGUGUGGAGGCAAUCUCAAGUUUGAGUUCGUCUUUCGUUCCCAAUAAAUUUCCUAAGGAUAUCUCUUUUUCCAGGUCCCUCGUUGUUUUACUCGUGUCCAAUGGACUUUAAAGUUGCAGAGGGUUGGUUCGUUAAUGUGUGGAACUAUAAUGUGAUCCCAUACCUACAUCAGACUCUUCGGAGUGGAAGGAAGGUAUUUCAUGGUGUUUUUUUCCUGUUCGACUUUUGUUGUUAUUUCUAGUCGCUCAGCAGCCAUCUUUGAGGUUCGUUGCGUAGCACGCUCCCAUCUCUCCUGGGACGUUUGUGUGAGUUUGAGAUUAUAAUUACAUUAAGUUGCCAAUAAAUGAUGACAGGGGUUAGAAAUUUUAUUACAAAGAAAUUCCACAAACAUGGAUACCCAUGAUCAGGAAAGCCGUAUAACAGCGGAUCGCUGAGAAAUUUUCGAAAUGCAUCAAUUAAAACAACUGAAAACCAUCCACUCAAAGCGGAGCAUGAGCCUUUACAGGUUGCACGCAGAGUCCACCCCAUCGCCUGAAGAAGUGGCUAUCCUGAGACAAGCGAUUAAACCUCGUUACUAGUGUACUUAGUAACAUGAGUAACCGCAACCUUAAAUACGAGAUGAUACUUAAAUGUUUUGCCUUGAUUGACAGAUCUUUGAUCGAUGUGUCAGUUGGGAGGACCCAACGAAGUGGGUGGUUCUUAGAUACCCAUGGAAUAAGGACCACAGCAGGGUCUUUCACACGCUUCGUAAACUACGCCAAGUAGAUGUGGUCCUCAAUAGGAACCAACUUGGAUCAGAUAAUGGUGAGGAGACUUUUAUUUAUGGAGAAGCAGUUUAUUCUGGUGUUUUUCAUCCCCUUUCCAAGUGCAAUAGUCAAUGCUGUGUAGUUAUAAAGACUUCUUACGUUUUUGAAGCACAUAAUUUCCUCUUUGUUCGACGCUGUCGGUUUUGUUUGUUGUUUGUGAUAUAAGAUUUUGAUGAAGGACAGAGUGACUUUAAUAGCUCAGACUGGUUUUUUCUCGGUAACAUCGCAACUGGACGUCCUAAGUAAUCGUACCCCUCUAUAACCUUUAAAUAAGUGCCCGCUUUUUAACGUUGUAAAAAAAAAUUGCCUCCGAGUAUUUCUCGAGGCUUAUCGUUUCGAAAACUUGUAAACAUGCCAAAAGGGCAAAAUAGCAAGUAGACAAAACAAAACUGAGCUAAAGAAAAAAAAAAGGAACAAAAAGUAGAGAAAAACAGGACCAAGAAGCAAAGUAAACGGAACAGAGAGCUUCCUCUUUAUCCGAGUAUUAAAUCUAUUUUUCGUCAUUAGACAGGUUGAACUUUCCAGAGAAAUUACGGGCUCGAUUUUAAGUAACUGGAUUAUUUUAAUUUCUCAGUUACUUUUGCUGAGUGCAUCGAAGACAAUGAGAAAAUUCUUCGCGCCCAUUCCAGUGUGUCAAAAAGAGUUCGCACUGUUGUUCAGGAAAAAAUUCCGAAGGUAACGUCGUGUUCAUAUUUAAGAGCUCGCAAUUUCACGGCCACCCAUCAAAUGCACUGCAAAUCACAGCACCGCAAUGUUUAAAAUUCAAAGCAUCACAGCUGCAGAAGCAACAUUUUAAAAUAUUAUUGCUUAAGUUAAAAAAGCUCUCUUAGCCGCAACAUCCAUCAUUUUAAAAGCUUGCAGUUCCGCAUGGCUAUCUGUCUUUCUUUUAAGCCUUUAAUCGCGGAUUAUAUGUGUAAGCUUGUUAAGACGCUAAGUAAAAUUUCUUGCAGAUUACCGCCUUUAACUGAUGAAAAUAAUGGUAGCUAAGAUGACAAUUAAAAACACUCUUUCCCUGUUUCUUGCAGGGAGAACUUAAAACAAAGCGAAGAACCGCUGAACGGAGAGGUAGUCACGGAGAAGAUAACGAUAGAGAAUCUUCUUAUUCAGAAUCUGACAGCUAUAUGGAAACUAGCAUUUGAGACAAAAGAAAUUCCAUGCAUUGUUUACUUACGACGUUAUCGCUUUGGUCCCUUUUGUAUCAAACCGACGACACCUUUGUCGUAAGACUUGAACAUUUCCCUUUGGCCAACAAGUUUCUCAGAAUUGGUUUAACUACCAAGCGUACACAGACAACUUGGGAUACGUAAGUUGUCCAAGACAGUAGUCGCUAGUCGCUUUGGAUUCUUGCGAUCCUUGGGGUAUUUAUUCUUUUUUGGUUAAAUGAUACCCCUCUCCCUCCCUCCCUCCCCCCCCCCCCUCCUUAAUAAAACCUGUGUGUGGCUUUUUAUAUUAGAUCAAAAAAAGUUUCAGAAAAUCGAACUGACUAUUUUAUUACGCAUAUACGAAAAAACGUGCUAUUUUAUAAAUAACCUGUUAAUAGGAUAGUUAAACAACAUUUAACUGAACAAACCAUAUAACUUAUAUAAACCAGUUUUAAGAUUUUUGCACACUUUUACCGAAGAAGAGUUUGUAAUCGUCAUUAAUUUUAGAUGUGAUUUUUCCAAGGUAUUCAUUUUGCCAAUUCUGAAUGUUAAUCGGUUAUCUUAGUUAACGCAAGGUCUUGUAAAAAGUAAGCAACAGGCCAUUUGGAAAAUUGAUAAUUUUGGUCAUUUAAACACCAAUUCGUAUAAUAACCUUACCAUUUAUGCAUGUUACAAAAUGUUACUUUGUAAACCGCCAGGUGGAAAGUAUUUUUGAAUUUACCAAGGUUAACUUUGUCCUUUAAUUCAAGCAUCUUCAUCUCGCAUUUCAUAUGCUAACAUGGAACUGUAUACUUCACCGUUUUAAUCCUUUUAACCCUAGGAGUGACCAGCAUCUAGUUUCUCCUUACAGUAUUGAUGCUGAAUCGUUCAAUUAAGGUCAUGAGAAUAAAGGAAGUGAUUGACAACCUAA
Pocillopora meandrina is the source of this 17455-nucleotide messenger RNA. The record is from the annotation of a GenBank genome assembly. NCBI's taxonomy places the organism in Eukaryota, Metazoa, Cnidaria, Anthozoa, Scleractinia, Pocilloporidae.